UGAUUCGACGUGUUAUCAAUUUUCAGGUAUCCAACACUACCCUUACCAUGAGUCGCAAUAUUACGAGGGGAUUCCAAACCGCCUCUUCCACUUUUAUUCGGUAUGCUGGUUCUCAGCUUGAGGAGCUUGUAACCACAAACGGCCCUGAUGGCCCUGCAUGGUCGCACAUGACGGACACCGUCUGUCAUGAAAUUGAGAAAGCUGACUCACGGAUUACUGUGGCAGACAUUCAGGGUUCUAGGGCUCACAAAUCUUCUAAAGAUAGGGAGGAUAAGGAGAAUGUCAUAACAGUUGGGUUGCAAACAAACUCAGGCACACGUAUUGGCUCGCUUCAUGUACAUCUCAAUGGCACUUUCAAAUUUUUCGCGUCUCGCGCAGGAAGGGAGGGAGGGUAUGCCGACAAGAUUGCACAGGCCAAUAUUCCAGGUUACAUAUCUAGUAUGGAAGAGCGAGAAGAGUAGUAGAAUCGGCUGUUAAUGGCAGAUGGUUACUGACUGGAUAUAUUGUUGGAUGCGUAUUGAUUAA
This is a messenger RNA of Aspergillus pseudonomiae, 525 nucleotides long. RefSeq lists its product as uncharacterized. Bases 48 to 461 code for a protein of 137 amino acids. The transcript is spliced from 3 exons. Lineage: Eukaryota; Fungi; Ascomycota; Eurotiomycetes; Eurotiales; Aspergillaceae. The record is from RefSeq and is a predicted model, not a curated record.